GGGUUUGGCCAUGGUCAGACUCUGCUCUAUAAAAAUGUCAUUCCCUUCAGACUGUACUCACUGCAACAGCAGCUUGCAGUGAGAAGAAAUCUGAGUCAGCAUCUGUUAGACGUCCUUCUUCACCACAGCAGGUAAAGUACAAGGAAAUAACCUCAGUACAGAGCUGAAAUGAUGAACCAAAGGAGACUCCCCCCUCUGUUCCUCACUGUCAUCCUCUGCCUCUCACCAUGGCCCACCUCUGGAGACACGUGCACCGACGACUGUCCAUUAAAACAUUACACCUCCGAUCAUGAUGAGCAGUGUUAUGACGGCUGUGAAGAGCGAGGGUACGACUACCACUGGUGCCACUCCACAAAGGGCUGGGGUUACUGCUCCCCAAGAAAAGAUGUUGAUGACAAAGGCAACGCCUGUGAUGAAGACUAUCCCUGUAACAAAUAUGGAGGAGAUUAUUACUCGUGUCGCCUGGAAGAAAGGAGGCUGGGGCAGAUGUGGCCGAGUGGAGUCAAAGACAACGAUUCAUCAAACCAUAAAUCUGAAGGACUGCACUGAUGACUGUCAGUAUCAUGAGUCUGGGAAGUACUUCUGGUGCCACACUGAAGAUGGCUGGGACUACUGCUCUUCUAAUCCAGACCACACCUACAAAGACGUGACCUGUCGCCCAAAUCACAAGUGUGGAGCCUAUGGCCAAACUUACAGCUGGUGCUACACAACAGACAACGAUGACUGGGAUUACUGUGGACUCAUCAGUACCAGAGAGUGCAAAUGUACCCCACAACACCGCACCAAACGGGCACCUCCUCGAAGACAGAUCGAGAGGAGGGGGGACCAGAACGGGAGACAGAUCACUUUCUACAACGAAGGAGGCCAAAAUAACUUUGCACAAUCCAACAGACGCUUAAACGAUGAAGCACGUAAUUUAAUUAACCAAUGGGACCAGCAGGACUUGGGCACCCAGGGCAGGACAGUGAUUACAUCAGAUCAUCUUCGCAUUGACCUGCAGGGAGUGAUAACCAGAGGUAAUCAGCGGUAUUAUAACCUGCAAAUCCAGAUUAACGUGCCCAGGGCAGGAAGGAGCACCACUCUGUCACAGAUCAUAGUUCCUUUUGGAACUUCAGCUGCAAACAUGCGGUGGGCCUUUAACUACAGUUUAACCAAUGGGGUCAGGGUUGCUGGGGAAUUCACCUAACCAUUCAGCUCAAAUAACAACAAAACAAAAAAAGCAUGAAGCUCUCUAUUAGCAAACUUUAUUUCCUUUUCAGCUGAUGAAUGAGUCACUCAGCACCAGACGUUUCAUCAGAUAAUGAGCUUGCAUUAUUCAGUUUUUAUUCUUUUGCUAAAUUGUGGGAAAACAAACCUCUGUAACAUUAUAUCUAUGAAGAUUACUGUACUCUGCUCAAUUUUAUUUCAUUUGUGCUGUAACAGUAACUACAUAGUCAUUCCUCCAUUGUGCAUCUGAUUUCUGAUAUUCAUUGUGAACAGUUUUGGAUACAAAUGUAAGUCUAUGAUCAUUUUAUUUGAGGCUAUAAUGAGCAACUCUUUCGUGAAACAGUUCUUAAUAGACUAUGACUUGUUUCUAUUCUCUUUAAAUACAAUUCUUAUGUUUUAUUUUCAAUGUAUAUCCAUGCCUCUGUAAAGUUCUUUGAAUGGCUUUGUGUCUGAAUGGUGAUAUAUAAAUAAAGCUGCCUUGCUGAAGCACAUUACAA
This is a messenger RNA of Lates calcarifer (barramundi perch), 1703 nucleotides long. RefSeq lists its product as uncharacterized. The coding region runs from base 290 to 1186 and encodes 298 amino acids. The record is from RefSeq and is a predicted model, not a curated record. The transcript is spliced from 2 exons. Lineage: Eukaryota; Metazoa; Chordata; Actinopteri; Centropomidae.